Messenger RNA from Gilbertella persicaria, 1264 nucleotides. RefSeq lists its product as uncharacterized. Gene Ontology annotation, biological process: ubiquitin-dependent protein catabolic process; establishment or maintenance of cell polarity. Gene Ontology annotation, cellular component: MUB1-RAD6-UBR2 ubiquitin ligase complex. The coding region runs from base 27 to 1046 and encodes 339 amino acids. The transcript is spliced from 3 exons. NCBI's taxonomy places the organism in Eukaryota, Fungi, Mucoromycota, Mucoromycetes, Mucorales, Choanephoraceae. The record is from RefSeq and is a predicted model, not a curated record.
UUUUUUCUCUUUUUCUCCUUAACAUCAUGAGAGAACCCAAUCUAUGUUUCCCUUCACAAAACAGAGCUGCUGUAUCUAUUAGCUCUUCUCUUUAUGACAGAAGAGCAUUGGACUGUACAGCUACUUUGCCACUCGUAAACUCACUGACUCAUUUAGCCUAUCUGACUUCCACUUCACCUCGUAUAAGAGAAAUCUUGUGUCUAGAUGGAGGACUGGAAAGACUUGUUCGUAUACUCCAUCAGACAUCCAACAAAACUGACCGACUUACUUUAUGGAAAUAUACAUUAUCAUUUCAAAUUAUAGUUAAUGUGGGUGUCAGAGGCACUGAGCAGAUACGAACCAAAGUAGUAGAUGCUGGAGUUAUUCCUCUCGUAUUGACUAUCUUGGGCAACUUUGCUAAAUCUUAUGAAACUAUACAUGGUACUAAAAAAGAAAAAAAAGAUACACCUAUUCCUUUCAUUCAAGAGACAACACAAACACAAAAACAACCAUUGCGUCGUUCUACUUUCCCUUAUGUCAAGAUAAAUCGAUCUCAACGUCGUUCUAUGCGUAGCCAAAAAGACAAGACAGAAAUGGAACAAGUCCUUGGUCGUGAAGAAGAUGUCUUGCUCUGUCUUCAAUUGCUCGCCUAUCUCUCCAAAUACCCUCAUAUUCGUAAUACCUUUUAUGCAUCUCAAGUGUUUAGUGUCGUUGAAAAGUUUUGUCAUCGCAUUCAUCCAGGCCCUAUUCAAUAUUGGGCUGGUGUGAUUAUGCGCAAUGCAUGUCGUAAAGAUGAAGGAAGAGGUGGUAUCCGAAAAUGUGCCAAUAUGACUUGUGGAAAAUGGGAAACACAGCCGAGAGAGUUUGCUAAAUGUAGACGAUGUCGUAAAGCCAAAUAUUGCAGCAAAGCAUGUCAAUCCAAAGCUUGGUCUGAUGGACAUCGAUGGUGGUGUGUUGAACGACAAUCUUCUAUUGUGCGAGAAACAACAACAGAAGAACAGACAAAUAAUACAGGUUCAUCUGGUACAAAUUCAACUAUGCUUAUGGGUGUUCAUAUGGAAUUGUAAACCUUUUUUUUUUCUUUAUGUAGCUAUGCUUCUCUCUCUCUCUUUGUCUUUUUUCUUUUUCUCUCUCUCUCUUUUUCUUUUUACAUUUUAUGAAGAUACCACAUACUCUCUCCUUUCAUUUCUUUUUUUCUAAAAAAAAAAAAAAUCUUUCCUUAGAUCUAUGCACACUUUAAAUAAAAACCCUUACAUUCAUAUUCCGAUGCUGGCGAGCAUAGUGG